GGAACACUGGACCCAGGGUCAUUUGGGCUCACAGACUGCAGCAAUGUUCUCCCUAGCACUGGUUGGGUGCCUGGUUGCUCUGAGCCCCUGUUUUCUUGCAGCAAAAGUCUGCCCCAAGCCCCCAGAAGUGAUGUUUGCCACCAUCGAUGUAGAAAAAAGUGUGUAUGACGUGGGAGAGACCAUAGAAUACACCUGCAGGCCUGGCUUUGUCCCCAACAAUGGCCAAACCAGGUACACCUGUCUCCCAACAGGCAGAUGGCCUCUCAACACCCUGCUCUGCCUCCCAAAGAGAUGUCCCAGACCUCCACCCUUGGAGCAUGGAAAAAUUGAUGCUAUAGACCACCACUAUCAGAGUUCUUUAAGUUUUUCAUGUGAACCAGGUUACAACCUGGUUGGGACAAAAAUGAGCCAAUGCAUGGCAGAUGGGAAGUGGAGUGGAAUUUUUCCCCAGUGUCAACCGGUGACUUGUGCCCCCCCUGCACUUCCUGAGUUUGGGACCCUCUCUUACCGCCGUUCACAGCCUGGAAAUGUUUCCAAAUUCCUGGACACAAUAACUUUUGAAUGUGUCCCUCCUCUGGCACUGAUUGGGAACGAGACAGCCACCUGCAUGGCUGAUGGGAACUGGAGCAGCAUUCCUGAGUGCAAAGUUGUCACGUGCUCCACUCCACUUGGAAUUGAAAAUGGAUUUAUAGACCUUGUUGCUCGUAGAACCUAUCACUACAAUGAAAGUGUCAGCUUCAGCUGCAACCCCAGCUAUGUGCUGGAUGGACCCAAGCAUUCCCGGUGUGAAAAGACAGGAAACUGGUCCACGAAGCCAACCUGUAAAGGCCCGUGUAAAAUCCCUGUUAAGAAAGCUGUAGUGUUAUACAACGGGGAGAAGAAAAGGGUACAAAACGACCUGAAGGAUGGCAUUCAGCAUGGUGAAACUGUGUCCUUCUUCUGCAAGAAUAAAGAGAAAUCCUGUGCCUACACUGUAGAUGUUCCCUGUGUGGAUGGCAACCUCACUCUCCCUGCCUGUUUCAAAGAACGGGGCUUUUUCUCAACUCUGGUGAAAAAGGAUCCAUCAGACAUGAAACCCUGUGAAGAGGAACAGUGAAGCAGAGAAGCAACACAGCCCUAAGCUUCUGCCUUCCUCAGACAAAACAUCACCAACCAGAGAAGGCAACUUAGGUCCUGUGAGUGUAAAUUUCCAGGUGAACUCCAGAUUUUCUGUGAACACAGAACACAGUCUCCCCUGUCAUCCUCACCACCAUCUCUGCAAGCCCCUUUCACAAGCUCUGACACAAGAUCUCAGCCAUUAACUUUCAUUCUCUUUUCUCUGCCUCCUUCAAAGUCCUAUUCAAAAUCCUAUUCAAAAUCCUAUUUCUCUCUCUGCAUUUCCACCAUUCAUGCAAUUUUGACUUUCUCGAUAGCAGCAAUAAAGUAAUUUUUCAGUCAA
Molecule: messenger RNA, 1438 nt
Organism: Calypte anna (Anna's hummingbird)
Lineage: Eukaryota; Metazoa; Chordata; Aves; Apodiformes; Trochilidae
Gene: APOH
Product: apolipoprotein H
Exons: 8
Coding region: 44-1096 (350 amino acids)
Source: RefSeq, a predicted model, not a curated record